Exserohilum turcica Et28A is the source of this 1206-nucleotide messenger RNA. RefSeq lists its product as uncharacterized. Gene Ontology annotation, biological process: beta-D-galactose catabolic process via UDP-galactose, Leloir pathway. The coding region runs from base 1 to 1206 and encodes 401 amino acids. The transcript has 2 exons. The record is from RefSeq and is a predicted model, not a curated record. NCBI's taxonomy places the organism in Eukaryota, Fungi, Ascomycota, Dothideomycetes, Pleosporales, Pleosporaceae. Gene Ontology annotation, molecular function: UDP-glucose 4-epimerase activity. Gene Ontology annotation, cellular component: cytosol.
AUGAAGAGGUUGACAGAAGAGGUUGUGUACUUAAGGGGACAAGAUGCCAAUCUUCAACGGUCAAAGUUUGUGCUUGUCGUUGGUGGUCUGGGCUACAUUGGCAGCCAUACGUCGCUGGAGCUCCUUCGUGCCGGCUUCAACGUGGUGAUUGUAGACAAUCUCGACAACUCGUACCUGACGACACUGGACCGGAUCAGAACACUCCGUGACGACUACUACUGUGGCGAGUCGUGGGCACCAUCAGUGAGCUUCUGCGAAUCAGACUAUCGUGAUUCGGCAGCCAUGUCGACUAUCCUGCGUCACUAUGGUGCUGGCACCUCUGUAUCAGCCAUCGAAGGUGUCAUUCACUUCGCUGCUUACAAGGCCGUAUCUGAGAGCAUCCAACAGCCGCUCAGAUACUACGACAACAAUGUCUCCGGAAUGGUCGCCUUCUGUUCGCUGCUAGACAGCCUCGACGUUAAGACGCUCAUUUUCUCCUCGUCGGCCAGUGUCUACGGAGAAGUGACUCCCGAGAUUGGGCUGAGAAUCAGCGAGAACCAUUGCACCCACGAAACCCGCGAAUGGACAGACGCUUCCGGAAAGAAGCAAGUAACGCAAGGCGGCUGCUCGGCGAUCUCCAACCCGUAUGGCCGCUCCAAGUGGAUGUGCGAGGCUAUUUUGAACGACUUGGCCGUCUCGGAUGCAGAGUGGCGCAUCGUGGCUUUGCGCUACUUCAACCCCAUUGGCUGCGACGCAUCUGGCAAGCUGGGUGAAGACCCGCGGACGGAGCCAAGCAACCUCAUGCCGAGCUUGCUGCGUGUGAUGAAUGGGCGAGUGCCGCAUCUCAAGAUUUUCGGCACCGACUGGGACACCAGGGAUGGGACGGCGAUGCGAGACUUCAUCCAUGUCAGCGACCUGGCGUUGGGCCACGUUGCCGCCCUCAAAGCUGUCAGUGAGUCGCGGCUGAGACAUGGCUUCCACACCUAUAACCUGGGCUCUGGAGACGGUAACUCGGUCAAGGAAAUUGUGACAGCCAUGCAGGCGUGUUCGGGAAGGCCUGUCCCAACAGCCGAAGUGGGACGGCGGGCGGGUGACGUGGGUGUUGUCGUGGCGGAUCCCACAAGAGCCGCGGAAGAGCUCAAGUGGCGAACGGAGAGGUCCAUUGAGGAUUGUUGCAGGGAUCUUUGCCGCUUCCUCCGCAUUGAUGAGGGCGUGGGCAAGCCAUAG